AUGGCCGAUUACCAGCGGUUACCCGAGAACAAACAAAAUUCAUCGCCAGUUUACAAUUUUCAAUAUAGAAACGAACAUCUGUCAUCCGCUGCAUCGACGGUGAAAAGUUCCAAGUUGACACGAAACGCAUAUAGUUCGGGUUUACCGAACUUAAAGCGAAGAUACAUCCCUUCUUUGUACCACAAUCAAGACAAAGAACUGACGCAAAAAGUGAAAGAAUUCCUCGAAAAGCCACCUUUAAACUCACAAGAGUAUUUUGACAUGUUAUGGCUACGGAGACGAAGUGAACCAUUUGGAAACAGGGACGAAGCUGGUACACGUAUCGUUAACAGUGCGCGAAGCUCACCAGAUGAAGUGACGAAAAAACUUUGGCAUUUGUUACCCGAGAAUCAAACCAUACAAUCUAUGAUUCUUCCACCAAUACGAGAUGGCUGCGUUCCUAAGUUUCAUAGCAAACACUCGUCCAAGACAGUCCCCUUAAUUGAUCCCUCUGUGAACGUUAUGGACCAGCUGAAAUAUUGCCGAUAUCUCAGAGCCAAACCUGUAAGAUUCCAAGCAUGGGAAGGCAGGAACCAAGACAUCAAUACGUGA
Molecule: messenger RNA, 591 nt
Organism: Pocillopora meandrina
Lineage: Eukaryota; Metazoa; Cnidaria; Anthozoa; Scleractinia; Pocilloporidae
Source: the annotation of a GenBank genome assembly